ACCAGCCAUUGAACCCCGUGAUACGCCCCAUGGCAACGCAGCCACCCUCCAUCCACUAAGAUCCAUGUUUCAUUUCCAUAAAGGGUAGGUAGGAGCUAAGCCAUGCUGCAUUUCAGUCGAUUAUAUAGGCCAGACGUGGUUCUCGAGCAACAGCUCCGCCGUCGCCUACCUCGAGGUCAUGCCCGCUUCAUUGACGUUUCUUCGGACAUGGCUCCUUUUGGGGUCUGCAUUGGUGCCAUGGACGCAGUCGGCUCCGGUAAGAAGAGUGGAUGAAUGUCCUGGUUACACUGCGAGCAAUGUGCAGAACACGGACCGAGGCAUCACCGCGGAUUUAACGCUUGCCGGUGCUGAAUGUAACGUGUAUGGCACAGAUCUACACGACCUAAAGUUUGAGGCAUCUUAUCAGACAGAUUCUCGCCUUCAUGUCAUCAUAUACGACGAAGAUGAGCAGGUGUAUCAAGUACCAGACUUCGUGCUGCCACGACCUACAGGCUCGGUCACAUCCGACGAAUCACAAGUGGAGAUCACCAUCGAAGAGUCACCGUUCUCUUUCACAGUUACGCGGAAGUCCAACAAGGAAGUAAUCUUCACCACCAAAGGAUCUCAAAUCGUCUUUGAAGACCAAUACAUCCGUCUGCGUACAUCGCUCCCGGAGAAUCCCUACCUGUACGGCCUCGGUGAACACACCGAUCCUCUGAGACUGCCGACAUCAGACUACGUCCGCACGAUGUGGAACCGCGAUGCUGGUGGUGUUCCUCAGAAGUCCAACCUUUAUGGUCAGCAUCCUGUCUACUUUGAGCGUCGAAACGACUAUUCUCACGGCGUGUUCUUGCUCAAUUCGAAUGGAAUGGAUAUCCUGAUCAAUAAUGAUGAUGACCAGUAUCUCGAGUACAACACCGUUGGUGGAGUCAUCGACCUGUACUUUCUCGCCGGCCCUUCAGCGAUGGAUGUUGCUCGCGAGUAUAGCGAGAUCACCGGCAGAGCGCAGAUGAUGCCGUAUUGGGGCUUUGGCUUUCACCAGUGUAGGUUUGGGUACAAGAGCGCGGACGAAGUCGCGGCUGUGAUCGCGAACUACAGUGCUGCCAAUAUCCCACUUGAGACCAUGUGGACCGAUAUCGACUAUAUGGAUAGCCACAAGGUAUUUACACUGGGCGAAAGCUUCCCACUCGACAAGAUGCGUAGUCUCGUUUCAAAUCUGCACGCCAACGAUCAGCAUUACAUUGUUAUGGUAGAUCCAGCAGUAGCAUACCAAGACUAUGAUGCCUUCAACAAGGGUAAAGAAGCCGACAUAUUCCUGAAAAAUAGCAGUGGAUCGAUCUACCAGGGAGUCGUAUGGCCGGGUGUUACCGCAUUCCCAGACUGGUUUCAUGAGAAGACGCAAGAUUAUUGGAACAACGAAUUCGCCACUUUCUUCGACGCUGAUAGAGGUGUGGACAUCGACGCACUGUGGAUCGAUAUGAACGAGCCGAGCAACUUCUGCGAGUGGCCCUGCGAUAAUCCCGGAGCCUCCGCGAAGAGAAGCGUCGAGGUGCGACAGGACAGCGGCUCGAAGAAGGGUCUUCCCAACAGGAAUCUCCUAGAUCCGAAGUAUCAAAUCCACAACGAGUUUGGCGUGCUAAGCAACAAGACCGCUCGAACCGACAUUGUUCACCAAGGCGGUUGGGCAGAGUAUGACACACACAACCUCUACGGCACUAUGAUGAGCAAGACAAGUCAAAAAGCGAUGCUUGAGCGCCGUCCCGGUCUCCGGCCGAUGGUCAUCACGCGCUCUACCUACCCAGGUGCUGGCACUUACGUGGGGCACUGGCUGGGCGACAAUAUCUCGGCAUGGGAUCAGUACAUCAUCUCCAUCCGUCACCUUUUGCAAUUCGUUUCUAUCUUCCAGAUUCCGAUGGCCGGCGCAGAUGUUUGCGGCUUCCUUUCGGACACAACAGAAAGCCUAUGUGCCCGCUGGACAACACUCGGCGCGUUCUACCCGUUCUACCGGAACCACAAUGUAGAUGGAGCGAUAUCGCAGGAGGCAUACCGCUGGGAUAGCGUGGCCGCCGCAGCCCGUAAAGCCAUCGACCUGCGUUACCGUCUUCUUGAUUAUAUAUACACCGCCAUGCACCUCCAAAGCACGGAUGGUACACCCAUGCUCGCCCCAGUCUGGAUGCACUAUUCGAACGACCCCGCGACCCUGACCAUCGACGCGCAAUUCUUUUUCGGACCCGCGCUACUCGUAUCUCCUGUGACCGACAAAGACUCCGACUCCGUGUCCUUUUACCUCCCCAAUGACAUCUUCUGGGACUUCCACACGCUGAAACGCGUCACUCCCACCGCCACACAAACCACAUACUCCAACCUGAGCACUAGCGAUAUCCCAGUGCACAUCAAGUGCCGAAACAUCAUCCCCUUGCGUGUCGCUAGCGCAAACACGACUACCGCUCUACGUAAGCAAGACUUUGAACUUAUCAUUGCACCGAAUGGUGAGGAUAAGGCAUGGGGAAAGCUUUACUUGGACGAUGGUGUCAGUCUAGAGCAGGAGGCGGUCAGUGCAAUUGAUUUCAUGUAUGAUGGAGGAACGCUGAGGAUGGAUGGUACAUUUGGGUAUCAUGCGGGCGUGGGACUUAAGACGGUGACGGUGCUGGGAGAGGGCGACGCGGUGAAGUACGAGCUGAAUGAGAAGCUGAGUGGGGCGUGGGAGCACAGUUUGAAAGAUUUGAGGAAGAGUAGCUAGCUUUGCGGAUCGACUACAGGAAGCAAGAGCUUCCGUUUUCGUGUUUAGGAGAUUGAUAGACUAUACUUCUAGAUGAAUUGUUACUUCAUGGGGC
Messenger RNA from Paraphaeosphaeria sporulosa, 2813 nucleotides. RefSeq lists its product as uncharacterized. The coding region runs from base 179 to 2719 and encodes 846 amino acids. Gene Ontology annotation, biological process: carbohydrate metabolic process. The transcript is spliced from 6 exons. The record is from RefSeq and is a predicted model, not a curated record. NCBI's taxonomy places the organism in Eukaryota, Fungi, Ascomycota, Dothideomycetes, Pleosporales, Didymosphaeriaceae. Gene Ontology annotation, molecular function: hydrolase activity, hydrolyzing O-glycosyl compounds; carbohydrate binding.